GAAGCAGCAGCUCGUCCAUCACCGGCGUCUCAUUUAGCAGCGGAAGGUCGUCCACAGCUGGACGGACUUUCACAGCAUUUAUACACAAAAUAAAUACACACAGGUCGACAUUGUCGCAGAACUGGUGCUCGAGAGGCAGAGUUAUGUGAGUAUUACUGUAAAAGUAGACUAAGACGAGCAUAUGUGGCGGUCGCCGCGCUGUUAUGAAACGUCGUUAGUGGAGGACUUUACCAGGAGCACCGAGCUAGAGCAGCUGGUGAGGAGCUGACGCUGCCGCCGCUCCGCUUACAUAACCACAACACAACCACCGGGGACCGGGACCUUGAACCGGGAUCAGCUUGUACCAGCCCCCCCCCGGACUGGCCGGUCUCAUGGCCGCCACCGCCGGCGCCCGCAGGUUCCCCGCGGGCGUGCGGACUCUCAGCGACCUGAUCCAGACCGCAGCCGGGCGAUCCCCGGGCCGGGCAGCCGGGACCAGAGGAGCCAUGAGGCAGAGCAUCAGACACCUGUCAUCCUGUGGCAUUUUAAUGACCAGAAGUCCCAAGGUGCUCUGCCUUCAAGAGUCCGACGCAAUGGCACACGUUCCGCAAAGCAGGAACUUCAUCAGCCUCACCAACAAGAGGAAGGAGUACUCGGAGCGUAGAAUACUUGGUUUUUCUAUGCAGGAAAUGUAUGAUGUAGUGGCCAAUGUUGACGAAUACAAGCUCUUCGUGCCUUGGUGUAAGAAGUCCCAGACCGUCAUGAAAAGAGCAGGUCACUCCAAGGCCCAACUGGAAGUAGGAUUCCCUCCUGUGGUGGAGAGAUACACGUCCAUGAUCACUAGUGUUAGGCCUCAUCUUGUCAAAGCAGUGUGUACAGAUGGAAAACUGUUCAACCAUCUUGAAACGAUAUGGCGCUUCAGUCCUGGCAUUCCCGGUUACCCUCGCACCUGCACCGUAGACUUUUCUAUAUCCUUUGAGUUCCGCUCCUUGCUGCACUCCCAGUUAGCCACCAUGUUCUUCGAUGAAGUUGUAAAGCAGAAUGUCGCUGCGUUCGAGCGGCGAGCCUGCAAGCUUUACGGCCCAGAGACCCGAAUCCCACGAGAGCUGAUGUUUCAUGAGGUUCACCAGACGUGAUAUCAACAAUGCAUGCCCUCAUCUGGCCUUAAAUCAAACCACCUUUUCUCCCCAUGAUACACUCAGAUUUGCAUGAUACAACUUAAUCCGCCCCACACAGUGUCUCUGCUGUCACAUCGGCAGUAUUUAGGCUACAGAGGACAUCUAACUAUUGUAAGCAUAAUUUUAGGAUUUCUGCGUAUCUCCCUCCUCCUCAUGUCAGGUCUGUUAACAUCCAGUUUAGUCCUUGUUUAGCCGAAGCCGCCAUUGCACCUGCUGUAUAGCAGUUACAAUCUGUAAUUCUGUAAACAAAGCAGUAAAUCCUUACAACAUCACCUUAAGAGUAUUGGUCUGCUGUUAAUUUAAAGGGACUUUUUAUGAUUUUUUCCAAGACACAGAGGCUGCUCGAGCCAGACCUAAACUCUAGUUUUAUAGUUCACUGUUAACUGAGGAGAACAUGCUUCUUCCCUGACACAUUAGCAUGUUCACUUCAGAACUGGGAUCACCUGAUCAUACUACCUGAUGAAGGCACCUUCUUUGCUUUUAUUGUGACCGUUUUCAAAUAUAUUGUUUGGCAAUGUAGUGCUAUUUCAGCAAAAAACAGUUAAUUUUCUUCUUUUAUGUUUUGAAUGUAUUUAUUCAGCAGUGGAUUCAUGGAAAGUUGCUUUAUUUGGGCUUACUAAAGGUGCCAUAUUUGUGGACAUCAAGCGUGUGGUCACUGACAGUAUUAUGAAGUCAAAGGGAAUGUCAUUUCUUCAUUUGCUUGCUGCAGUCUCAACUGAACCAAGUUUGAGAAAGGUAGUUUUAACUUGGCUGUUUUGCUGUGAGGAUUGUAGUUUGAACACUGAGACCUGCAGUUUUUAAUAAUGCCUUAUUUUACAGCCCAGCUCUACAAAACAUAACUGCAAUUAAACUGCACAAAACAUUAAAAAUCACGGAAAUACUGGAAUGUUAAGCCAGUUUUGAAAAAGAGUACAACAAAGUUGUCUGUUCAUUUUAAGAAAAACUACAACUUUAUUUUGAUUUUAUAUAUGCACAAUUGCAGAUACAUUAAAGAUGGUGUUUUAUAUGAUAACAUUUGAUGCUACUUUGUUGUUAGAUUGUGUGUAGACAAAUGCAGUUUCUUAGUCAGCUGUUAGUCAUGUAUGUUUUCAUUAUAAAAUAUGCAGUUGGGCUGUAGAAUAAAACAUUACUCAUCUCUCUCUCAUAUUUGUGGGUCUCAAGGAAUUUGACCUUUUUAUUUUAAUAUAUUGCACAUGGAAGUACCUAAUAAAGAGGUACAUGGACACAUCUGUGGCAUGACUUCUAAUUUAAAUGAGAUGUGAAUAACUUUCAGUUCAGGUGCAAGAAAGGACUUUCAUUUCAUGGAGCCAACACCUUUGACUGGUAAAUGGAUUUAUUUUUUUUGUCUUUGCACAAAAUUAAAAAAAAUUGCAAGUUCACACUGACUGUGUUGCUAGUUUAUUAUUAUCAUCACACUAAGUCCAAAUCAUAAUCUGAUGUAUAUUUGUAAGUAUUGCUGGUGUAUUUUCAAACUGAAUUUGAAUUAAAGACGUGACCGUG
This is a messenger RNA of Cololabis saira (Pacific saury), 2657 nucleotides long. RefSeq names its product coenzyme Q10A (gene coq10a). Gene Ontology annotation, cellular component: mitochondrion. The record is from RefSeq and is a predicted model, not a curated record. Lineage: Eukaryota; Metazoa; Chordata; Actinopteri; Beloniformes; Belonidae. Bases 372 to 1115 code for a protein of 247 amino acids. The transcript has 5 exons. Gene Ontology annotation, molecular function: ubiquinone binding. Gene Ontology annotation, biological process: cellular respiration; ubiquinone biosynthetic process.